This is a messenger RNA of Heterotrigona itama, 12513 nucleotides long. Lineage: Eukaryota; Metazoa; Arthropoda; Insecta; Hymenoptera; Apidae. The record is from the annotation of a GenBank genome assembly.
UAGCGUAAGAGGUUAAUCGCGAUUAUUUCCUAACAGAAGGCAUUUCGCGUCAAGGAUGUUGUUCGGCCGGCCGUCCGCGUAUCGCGGUAGAAAUUUUCGCUGACAAUGGGGAAAAGAAAAAAACGUGUCGUUGUCACGUAUGCGACGGUUGCUGCAUCGUGUCGCGUCCCACCGAAAAGCCAGCUAAAUUCGAUCCGAUUCCCAAUACGCGCGCGUGUAGCGGUAUCUGAUAACGGAUCGCGUUCCCUCCGCGUUAUCAUUAGAUAACGCCGCCACUACUUUCGUCGAUCGUGAUUCUCGCUGUUGAAAAAUUGACUUUGCCGGAGAAGAAAUGGCUGUUGCAAUAGCAGUGAUGAACGCGAGGAAAUUCUUUGAAUUCUGUGGAUGAGUCGAUAAAGGAUUGAUCGGAUAACGCCGCGUGACAAGAGAAAGAAGAUAAAGGACAGGAUGAGUAUCGUGCCGAUUGCCAACAGGAGUUUCCUCCACGGAGAACGGAAGGCAUCCGCGACUUCGGAGAGAAUUCUCUACGCGACUCUCGACAGUCUAGCUUUGAAAGGAGCGACGUUGCCUCUGCAGCUGUUGCCUGUCAACAACGAUAACGCUGCGACCGAACGAAGGAAUAACGAGUCGAAGAGUAAAGGGAAAAUUCGUGUCGAGGCGACCGCGAAGAGAUCCGGCCCCAAGGUCGACGUUCAAACGGCGAGUGUCUCAUCGAAGCAGUACGCAAAGUGUUUCACGGUUGCAUCAUUGUCCUCGUCGCCGAAGCCAGACUCGCAGGAAACGUUGAAAGCCAUCCCGAUCGAGAUACCUACCUCCGUCCUCGAGCAAGAGAAUCGCGACGAAGAUGUCGUCUGUUUGCCGCGCGUCUGCAUCGAUAACAGCGAUACCAAUGUUACAUCGAUAAGAACCGCCGAUAAUGAAGAGAUCGCGCGUGAUCCCAGUCAUUUAUGCUGCUCGAACGACGAGGACGCAGCUCCGUCGAGUUCGAGGGACGAUAAAACCGAGUCUCGGUUUACGGACGAUUACGAGAAAAUAGAAUAUAUGCUUGGCACAUUGGACGAGUGUUGGAAGGAAGAAGCGAACGAUGAUGAUAAGAAUCCUGGUCCCGAGGACCAGGAGGCCGCUUCCUGGUGCAGGAAAAACAUGUUCGUCAAGUCGAAGUCUACGAACGAUUUAGCCAGCAGGAGGAGCGACUCGGACGUGAGACUGUUGGAUGGGAAGUCUUUGAUGGGAACGUUCUCGGACGGGGAACUGACGGAGAGAUUUCUCCUUGGCAACGAGCUGCCACUAAACAGCGAAAAGAAGAAGAAACAUUUUGCGAGGAACAUUGUACUGCUGCGGAACUUCGUGCCGGAGUAUUUGGCAAAGGGGCAGAAAGGGAAGAGGAGAAGACGAAAGGGGAAGGAUAUUGCCAGCCGAUCGUUGAACUCUCUGAAAGUAUCGUCGUUGACGGACUCGAAAAUCGAGAUGGUGGAAAGCGGCAGAUACAGAUCGAGGAGUCUCUCCCGGGAAGAGUUGAAGUACCUGAAGAUCUCCCCGCCGACAAAUUUCGUGCACGUCGCGUCAGCCACAAAUCCGAAUCUCGUGUCGAACGAGAACAUCGUCAGAUUUAGUCUGGAGCAAGUGGUAAUCACGCACGAGCAAAAGUGUGCCACGUUGCCUCUUCUAGUCGCUACCAGCCGCGAGAAUUCUUCAUUGGCUGAGAAACGAGUCGGGCAAUCGUCAUCGUGGUCGUCCUCGUCGUCGUCGAUCUCUUUCGGCGCUGCGUCGCCGAUCGUUCGCAAGCCGAAGGAGAAAGCCACGCAAAGGAGCAACGCCCCUUUCAACCUUGAACACCUGAAACGGGAAUUACUAUCCGAGUUGCAGGCACGAUCGGCAAGAGUGUUGGAGCUGAGCCAGCAGGUGAAAACAAGCGAGCAUCGGGCGAACGUACUCGACGAAUUAACGUGCGAGCCGUGUGCCAAUUCCAGUUUUCUCUGGAGCGAUCGGAUCAAGAACUUCCUUUUGGAAAACACGCGAUCCACUCCCGAUGAAAGUAUUGAAAACAUCGAACACGCCGUAGGCCAAGUGUACGAUGACGUGGGACCCGUGAAUCUGAUUAACCAGAACGAUUACGACGACGUGGGCACACCUGCAUUACACGUCGAUGAAAGUCACAUCGGCGAGUUGUUAGCUGCUUUUCAAGAUCCCAACGACAUCUAUGACGACGUGAUGGGUCCAAGCUGUGCGGGAGACACGUAUACAACUAACGAGAGUGAAAUCUGCGACAGCACCGCGAAGCUAGGGAGCAACGAGCCGUCCGUCGUUAACGAAUAUUCCAGCGUAGAUGAAGAUAUCGACGUUGCGUCGAGCAACGAGCAGGAUGUGUACGACGACGUCGGUUUACCGAGCGAAGAGCGAGUCAAUAGUCUUUAUACCGGCUCUACGAUGAGCUCUAUUUUAGGACCGAGUUGGACCUACAAUAAAGAAUCCGAGUGGGAGGAUCUGGAAGAUUCAACGACGAACGGUUUAUCUCAGUUUGAAAGCAAAUGCUAUACUUGGUAAGUGUGACACGCGUUUCUUUCCUUGCAAUUUCUCUACAACGUGGUUUGCUCGAUGAAAAAAAAAAGCACAGAGGCGCAAGUCGUUCCGAACAAAAGAAAAUCGGGCCAAAGAUGGUCCCAAAUGAUGAGGAGACAACGGUCCAGAAUGUCGAGGAAGAACUUUAAUUCGUCGUCGAAGCCGGUUUCCUGCGAAUCCACGCUUCACGUGGCUGUGAGCCUUGGCAAAGGAUCGGUGUUGCUCGUCGGCUGUACGGAGAACGUCGAGGAAUGGAGGAAAGAAGAGAGCGACGAUCAUCGAGCGGCGCAGCAAAAUUCACAGCGGACGCAGGGCCUCGUCCAGAUGAGAGUCAUCGAUCUGGACGAAGACGUGGACACGCAGGAAUCAUCGUGCUACGUUCACGAAGACGACACGUCUGACGACAGCACGUACGAGAGCCUCCAUUCCUUCCAGCCGGACGACUUCUGCACAGACUCGGAAACGGAGACGACGAUCAACGAAGCAACGAGGGAGCGAGAGAGCGAACAGAAGGUCUCGAUCGAUUCCGAUCGACUGAUGAUCACGUACUUGGAAGCACCCACCAGGCCGAAUCCUCCGCCACCGCGCGAAGUCAGUCUGACUCGAACUCUCGGCAGAAGAAUAAAGAUGCUCCGGAGGACCUGGAGCAUCACCAAAGGAAGCCUGGGCCGCAUACGAAAGAAGACGACGGUCGACGACGAUCAUUCCUGCGAAGAGAGCAAAGAAUUCUCCAACGUCGAUGGUGGACGAUACUUUGGUUUCGCCAGACACUUCAAGAAAAAUGUCACCGGACCAUUUUCAACUUUUUACUUGAGCGAUUACGCCGAUUCUGCGAACGGCAACAACGAUUCACCAACGUCGAACGUGGAGCCAAUGUACAGCAAUACCAACAAUGAGAUGAUGGAUCACUACAGCGUGCUCGCCGAUCAGGAACCACUUUAUCAGUUUUAUGCGGCAGCUGCUGCCAGAAUCGCGUCUGACUUUAGCUCGGAUGGUUACGAGGAGAUCGAGACUACGAUCCCGUCGCGAUCCACUACAGAUCUGGUGAAACCCGGGCACAGGACGUUAUGGUGCCAAACACCGCAAGUCAUAAACAACGGUCUUUUACAACGAUUAAGCACGGAUGAAAAGAAAGUUCAAGAGGCAAAGUUUGAAAUUCUCACCUCCGAAGCGUCUUAUCUGAAUUCUCUUCGUGUCUUGAAGAACGAGUUUCUCGACGAAUCCUCUUUCGACGAGUUCUUAACUCCGGUCGAGAGAGACAAACUGUUCGGUGGUAUUCCUAGCGUGUUGCAAGCGUCGGAACAGUUUUUAGCCGAACUGGAAACUGUAUGGAGACAGGAUCCAAUGUUACACGAUUUGCCAGACGUCCUGCUCAAAUAUGCCGAGAAAUGUUUGCACAUUUAUGUGGCAUAUUGUUCUAAUCAAGUUAGCAUAGACACGACUCUUAAAAAUUUAAGAAUGCGAAAAGGUUCAAAAUUUACUGAAACGAUAUCGCAGAUAGAAGCUCGUUCGACCUGUCAAAGUUUGUCUUUGCACUCAUUUUUAAUGUUACCGAUGCAGCGAAUAACGAGACUUCCUUUGUUGGCUGACGCGGUUCUUUCUAAACUACCAAUAGAACAUGAUGACAGAUCACACUGGGAAAAAGUAUUGUCGAGUUUAAGUUACGUCGUCGCUGAAUGUAACGAAGGCGCCAGCGCUGCAGCUAAGGAAAUCGAAAUGGAAAAUUUAACAAGAAAAUUGGAGUAUUCGGUGAAAAUUAAACCAAUAGGAUUAAAAGGGAAGCAUUUGGUUAAAAGUGGAUCAGUCGUACAACUAUCGACGAAAACUGACACAGAAUACAAACUUACGUUUGGGAAAAAAUUCAACAAAACUCCUCUUUAUUUAUUAUUGCUCACGGAUCUUCUUCUAGUCACAAAACAAAAGUCCAAUAUUCACGACGAAACAUAUACCGUUAUAGAUACUUGUAAGAGAAGUUUAAUCACUUUAGAACCAGUUCCUGAAGACUCGCCGUUUGCUGGACGCAACGCGAUGCUGUUGACUCUCUUGGAGAAUUAUUCAGGUCAUCAGGUCGAGUAUAUCUUAACGUGCGAAAGCGAUACUGAAAGACAAAGGUGGUUGGAAGCGGUAUCACCUUCGCAACAUGGAUUACCAGAAGAAACUCUUUACGAGGUGUGGGAUUGUCCUCAAGUUGUAGUUUUAUAUUGUUAUUCUCCGAAUCAACCGGACGAAUUGUCGUUGCAUCCAGGUGAUGUUAUAAACGUAUUUAGAAAAAUGUCGGAUGGAUGGUAUCAAGGAGAGAAAUUGCUAAAUGGUGAACAGGGCUGGUUUCCUGGAAAUUAUACGAAAGAGGUAGCUUCGGAACAUGUUCGCGCGAAAAAUCUUAAACAGAGGCAUCGUUUUCUUGCGCUAAACGGGAACGUGUUACAACGAAGAGUAAAACAACAAUCAGCCAUUCAUUAAAUGAAUGAUGAUUAAAUUAUGAACUAUUAAUUUAUGUAAUUUUUAAUAAAUCAAUCAUCACGAUAUUCUACAGAAAUUCUAAUCCUUUUCGUUCUCGCAUAAAUGAUAACAAGUAUAAGAAUUAGAUAAAAUUGAGAACAUCUCUGUAACAAAAGUAUUUCGUUAUUUAUUAUUUUAAUAUUAUAAAUACUAUUAUAAAUGUUUCCUAAUAAUUUUAUGUAUAAUUUAAUUAGUUAAAAGUUCAAGGAUAAAAACGAAUGAGUUAAUAAUUUAUUCGUUCUAAAUAUAAUAAUCAGUGGAAUGUUUUGUUUAUGUAAAUAUGAGAUAUGAUACACAGUCUUGUAAAACAUGUUCUUCAGUUCUUUCUGAGAAAAAAAAUGGUAUACAGUUCUCAAACAGUAAAAAUUCAACAAAUCUUAAGCAAAAUAAAUAAUUUUUUGAAAAUAAAAGUGUUAUAUUUUUAGACAAACAUUCCAGCAUAUUUGUCAUUAUCGUUUCCCGUAAUAAAUGCAGAAAACUUCUUCAGCCAUGUUCACUUUCAUAUGAUACAUCUUAGUAACAUUUAUAUGCCUGCUCUGGAGUAUCUGGAUGGUCUCACUUCAAAUAAUUUUCUUACAAAAUAUACCUGUAUCGUUGUUGUUACCAUUAUAACAAUUAUUUGUGCAAUAGACCAUGUUUGGACAUAAGAAUUGUUAUCCAACAAUAAGUUUAGGUCACGAGCUUCUCUACUUCUACUCAAAUGUUGAGUCUGAAGCAUUUCGUUAAUGUUUCUUUCCACUGUGGUUAUUGUAGACUGAUCACUGUAAUGUAUAAAUUAACUAAUUUUGAAGCAAAUCUGGAAAACUGAUUAUCUAUACAAAUGCUGUAGUAACCAGCAUUUUUUACAGUAUCUUGAUAAUCUGAAUUAGAUAGCCACUGAUAAGGAUGAACUAUUACUCCGUCUGGAUUUCUUACUGCGAAACCAGCUUUUCCAUCUCCACCACGUACUACCUGCAUAUUCACGUAAAAAGUAGCGCCAGCAUGAACAUAUUGAAAGUAACAAUCCUCCUUUCCGGCAUCAAUAUGAACUUUGUAGUCUAAAGCCACUGCGGGUAAACUUUCAUACCAUGGAUGUGGCAUGCUGGUGUUUGCGAGGCUAAGAAACACUCCGAACACCAGACUUCGCAAAAGAUUGGACAUUGCUCACGUUUAAUCGAACAGAUCAUCACAACAAUCUGCUCGAACCAACAAUCGCUUUCACGAUCACUAACAAUCGCGUUUCAAUAUGCCUCUCCUACCGCCAGCACGGUCUUCAGUGUUUCUCAACUGUUUCGAUGUAUUGUUACUGAGUCACAUUUAUCCAUUUGCCAACGUCAAAUCUUAUAACAUUACGUAAAUUAGUUGAAUUAUCGCUAAUUCUAAGACAACGAAUAUAAAACCAAUUUCAUUUAUAGAGAGAACGUGGAAGAAUUACAAUUACAAUUAAUGAAGAUAACAACAAUUCGAUCAUUUGAAUUUUAAAACGCUUUGUAAUUAUUUACAAUUCAGUCGUUUAUCACGGUCAUUGAAAAUUGUUGUACACGUUUGCGAGAUGAGGAUUAUUAAAUGUGAAUGAAAAGCACAAUAAACAAAGAAAAUGAAUAUUUAUAUAAGUACGUGAUCCCAGGCGAUCUAAAUUACGACUUUCAAUGCCAAGUGAAAAUAUCUGUGAAAGUAAGAGCUAUCCGAAUUUAACGCGAGCAAAGUAUCGGAGCAAUUCGAAAUCCUACACGCCAUAGUUAUUAAUUUUUAUUCGUAAGGAAAGUUCUUCGCAAAAAGAAUUCUAUGGAUAUCGAAAAUUAGGAAAAAGGAAAAAAGAAAAAUUGAGAUUUGUUCCGAUAUGAAAUUGCCAAGUUAACUCGUUGAAUGGUAAUUAAAAUCAUUUAAUAAUCAUAUCUCAACCAAUGCAGUGAAAUAGAUUGAACUUUUGAGAGGCGAACAACACGAAGAGCGUCGAGCUACGUAAGUUCAGGGACUUUUUUUACGGUGGCUACCCUACUUGCAUAUGUUCGAUGUAUUUUUCAAAUGAUCAUCAAAGCGUAAACUUCAGUCGACGAAGACAUUCAGAACGGUUUGGGAGAAUUGGGUUUGGUUGUACGGAAAUGGAAAUUGUUGUGUAAUUUCUGGCUGAUAUAGGUCAUAUGGUUUACCAAUUAAACGAGUAUCGCCGACAAGUAUGCAAAGAAAUAUAUGUGAUAAUAUGUGGUGCGUUUUUGAGAAUGGAAAGUGUUGUAAGAAUACAAAAGUACAGUAAAAGGAAAAUAUCGUUGUUUGUGCGGUGCAUAGCAUAGGAAUGGUAUCGCCGUCUAAAAUUCAACAUCAAGAGCACAAGCAGCCAUCAAGAGAAAAUAAAUCAAACAAGUACUCACAUGUUCAUGCAAAGAAGGAACUGAAGUUGUUAGAAGGAAAAGUGUUUUAUUUGGAUAUCAAGAACCAUGCUACUACAGCUAAAAUAGAAGCAAAGAUCAAAGAUUUGGGAGGAGUAAUAGAAUUAUUUUUAAUAAGAAGCGUAGACCUGGUGAUCAGCGACAGAGUAGACAAGACUGGUUACGUGAAUUUGGAGAAGCAUAAAUGGGGUUGUGUCAGCGGAGGCAGCGGGGGACCUCCUUCGCUGAGGAGUUUAGAAACUCCAACCCCCAUGCCAACUUCCUCGACACCAUUUUUUAGUCCAGAAUGCCCCUUGUCUAAUACAACCAAUUUAAGGGGUCAGACUACCCAAAGAUCCAAAUCUCGGGUGGAGGCAAUGUUGGAGCGUGCUCUCAUACAGCCACAACAGUGUUCAGUGGAUCCACUUUACAACGCUCAAAAUUGGGGAAUUCCUAUUUGGGCAAUUGACAAAUUUCAGGCUUGGCUUGACAAAAUCUACGCACCUGUCAAAGACACAAAUCAUUUGAAACAGUUGAGACACUCGCGUCAACAGAGUGCAAGCAAAGAUAUAAAGGUCAAACACCUGAAAGGUUCUUAUCUGAAGUUUGAGUCUUUUCAGAGGAAUAGUAGACCUGUAUUUGUUGAGCUGCCUGUGUGGCCAACGUUGAAUUUUCACGGUGAUCCAGGCUCUUGUCCUUUCAUUACAAAGAGACGAGAAAAACUGGAAAAAUUAGAGAAAGAGGUCAAGGAAAAUAGGGAAGGUAUUCAAGCUAUCAACCAAGAGGAGAAAAAAGAAAUGACUCGGCGGCCACGAACAACUGUCCGUACUCGAAGAACAGAUCAUUUAGCUUCCGGUUAUUGUGAAAUCUGCCGUAUUAGAUAUAGAGAUCUGACCAAACAUGUACAAAGCGAUCAGCAUCUUAGCUUCGUUCGAAACGAUGAUAAUUUCUUGUCUUUGGAUAAAUUGAUUAACGCUGGAGCCAAUGUAGAGGCGUUUUUAGAAUUAAACAGAGGAAAAAAUAUAGAGAAAGACUGCAAUUUAUUUUCCAAUGGAGAUCGUAAUCUUCACAACACAGUACUGCCAGAAGGGAAGGUCAACAGAAAUGCAAAAAGUUUAGAAGGUUUCGAUGUCGGAGAUAUAAAGAUGGUGCAGCGCAAUGGUGCACGCCGGAAUCUCAGUUUAAAAUUAAAUUCCUCUCAUAAUUUACGUACACGUGCAAGACACGAGAGUGGCCAUUUGUUGAGAUCAAAAGGUAGCCCCUGGCACGAAGCGGAUAAAGCGGAGAAGUUUUAUGAUGAGUUCGAGGGUUUUACUAUCAAGAAGCGAGCAAAGGGGACAAUCUGGAUCGAAGAGGAUGAGCCAGGAGAUAAAUACAUGGAAGAAGACGAGUUGAAAGAGCCCAAGCGAAACGAAUAUAAAAUUAAAACGUUCUCGACGGAAUUAGAGGAGAAAUGCUGCGAAAAUGGGAAGAAUUGUGACACGUGUACUAAACUUAAAGAUACUAGCAAUCAGAAUGUACAUAGGACAAUAAAUUGUAAUAACGAGGAGAAUAAUAUUAAGAGUGAUAUAGAACGUGUCAAGCAAGAACAAACGUCUGUAAAGGGUAAAAAUCACGAUCAAAUUAACGGAAGCGUGAAAAACGGUUGUAACGAAAAUCUUUUAAGUACAAAUGGCAAUAGCCGUACCGAAUCCUGUAAAGUAUCGCCUGGAAACGAAACUUUGAAAGAACUAACUUGCAAAUUCCAGUUAGAGAGCACUCCGUGUAGCGCGAAAAGACUUUCGGAGCACAAUGACAUUACCGCGGACACUAUCUGUAAUGGUCAUACUAUAAAGGACGAACAAAAAGUUACUAAAACGCCGAACAAUACAGAGAAAGAUGAAAUAACGAAAGAAGAGAAAUCGAAAUACUAUAGAUCAAGAAGAGGUAGCCGAAGCGUUAGAGGGCGGCAUAGGCUGUCCGUCGAGGAACGUUUAAUCGAAGAUAACCGUGCAUAUUAUAAAGUGGAAGUGUUAGGAAGUAAAUUAAGGUCGAGUGUAUUGUCAAAUAAUAAUUCCCAAUGUACAGUUCAGAGAGAUGGGGAUUGUGAGGAAAAGAAGGAAGUGCCAUCUAGUGAAAAGCCAGUAGUUGUACGAUUUAAACGUGUAAGAAAGUCGGAACUGUCGUUGCUGAGUGACGAGGCGGAAUCUUUUAUGUUUAGGGAACUUAAACGAGACGAUUCUAGUGAGACGAGCGAUGGCGAACAGAGUAGCAUAUUGCCAAGGGAUACUGAAAGUGAGUGCAACGACACCGGCAAUUUCAUUUCCUCCAACUCGUUGUUAAGUUCCAGUUCACCUGUGAAGUCGGAAACCAUCGAGGACGAUUCUCAGGACUCUUUAAACUUGGGUCGAGCUAGGAAAAGAAGACGGACACAGGCAGAAGCGUUGAUCAAAGACAACGUUGAUUAUUACAAAUUUGAAACUCCUGGGAGCAGAUUAAGGUAUCAGGCACCUCUGACUGGUAUUAAAGAGUCAUCGACAAUUGAAAAUUCGGAGAGAAUAGAAGAGAAGGUGGUCGAGAACAGUGUUGUCGAAACAGGAAAGGUGGUAUAUCCGUCCAAGCCCUCACCAGAGGUCGAGAAAAUGCAAUUUUCCUUCGAAGGCAUACCGAAGUCUGAACCGUGGUAUCAAACGUAUCACCGGCAAGAUAUGGGAGCUGAAUUUUGGCACUAUUUCAGCGAGGGGGACUCGGAAAAACCGUUUCUUUUGCCAUACGAAAUUGAGAAUUUUCACGAGAUUCUGAUAAAAAAUCAAAGUAGAACUGAAAGCAAGAGGAAAGGUCGCGGGCGGAGUGUGGGUUGUAUCGGCCGGUCUCCUAGGAAAAGCCCUCGCUGUCACGCUUCCACGUUAGCUAUUAUGUCAACGAUUAUUAGGAAAAGGGAGCAACAACAACAGCAACAACAAUCCCCAAAUUUGUGCACGAUAGACGAAUGCCAAUCUGUCAGGUCACGGGCAAACACUCCAAAACCCGACCACAAAACUGAGUCGUCCAAGUCUGCUGACGUACACGUACACGAAGAUCUAAAAGAAAUAGUAAAGAGCAUCGACGAGAUGCUCAAUGCAAACGACAGUUUCGAACUGAUUGAAUCCUUCAAGCCAGAUACAACUCAGAUAGAACUGAAUGUUUACGAGCCGAACGUUCCGAGAGGACCACCCCCGAAUUUGUUCGAGUUACUGGAGAGUUGUCACGAUGUGAUAAACUGUUUGGAAAAUUCGUCGUGUGCGAGUUCUGAGUGCGGCGAGGGUAGCGUCGAGUUACCAUUGAAACGAAGGAAGAAGAGGAAAAAUAGAACCGGUUGGCCUGGCAUUAAAAUGAAGAGAAGACUCCAAAGUAAACCUCUGGCGGAUAUAAAUUGUGACAGAGAGAACUUGGCGGAUAAAAGUAUUGGAGAGAAUGAGAAAGAUUGCGAUGUACAGGUCACGAAUAUAUCUGGUAGAUUAACGGUAGAAAGUAACAACAAGAUAGGUGCAUCUGUUACGAAUUCGAUCGCGCAAGAUGAACAGUCAUUAGGCUUCGGCCAGAGGAAGGACGACGGACGUUUAUUCGAAAUGUAUACCUCGAGUAUUUCCUCUAAUACGCGUCACGACGAAAACGAGAAGAAAGAUGUAAGUAUAGCGGUCCCUGAUAAUUCCAUGUUACAUACAACAAAUGCUGAAUCCUGCACAGGUUCACUUACACCUGAUAUAUGCAACGAGACUGACAGGAAUUUCAUAUUGAACAAAGACUACGGAUUCAGGAAGAACAUGUCAGAGAUCGAAGAAGAAAUGUCAGAGAAUGAUCCUGGAAACGAUGAAAAUCACGAGAACGUGUUCCGCAAAGAUGUUCACUCUAUGUCGGAACGUCGCUUUAUAUCCAACGCAACCAUCAAAAAACGGCAACGUGACAACACAUCCUCUGAAACUUGCGAGCCUCGCGUGGAGCUCGACAAUCACGAGAUUUUGUGCAGAAAGGAGGCCGAGGCGACAAUCGUUUCCAGGAAACAUCACAACACGAACGGAUUGUCAAGAAAGCGGCAACGGAAAAAUCAUUCUGAGAACUCUGACUCUGAAAUCGAAAAGCAUCGUCACCACCAUCAUCACCAUUAUCAUCACCACCAUCAUAACAAUGUAUAUAAAAGGAACAGAGUAUCUUCGCGGAAACGGAUUUAUGCGAGAAGAUGUGCGAGAAAAAAUAAUAUGUCUUCGAACGCAGUGUUCGAAGACGAGAACUGUAAAAAGGAUUCCUAUUUAAGUAUUACGUGUAAAAAGCCACAAAAUAUACGGGGUAAUACGAAACGACGAGCCGAUACUAUGUCAUCGGAAACGCAAGAUUCUGAGGUUGAUUGUACAUUAUCGGGACGCGUUAGUCCUGCGAUCAUAGCUACUUCAGAACUGGGAGAACGACGUUCGAGUAUCGAGUUUCAACCAGUUGUUAGAAUGAUGAAGAUCGAUGAUCAAGUUGAAAUGGACCACAGUAUUCUUUCGGUAACGAUCGCAAGCAACAGACGAUUAAGAAGUUCCAGUUCUCCGAGAUCGAAUACCCAGCCGCCGAAAAAACGUUUAAAAACCAACCGCGGUCAGUUCGGGAGGUGGUUAAAAAGUAGCUGAAAUCCUCGAUACGAUUUGCGUUAUAGUUUAAAUUUUAAAAUCGGGAUCAAGUCUUUCAUACGAUCUCGCUGUUGAAAUUUAAUCUAUACAGUUCGCAACAUGUAAAUUAUGUAUAAAAUAUUUGUGUAUGUAGAAUAGUAUUUAACACUACUGGCGCACCGAUAAUAGGGUUUUAUUAAUAUUUUCCUUAAUGUCCUUUUUCGAUAAGAGUACAUUGAUAUUUAGGUGCAGUCUUUGUGUUUUCAAAUCAGAAAGUCAGCGUGUGUAUGUAUACCUGCGUUUAAACAAAGUACUUUCUUUUAUUUUCUUAUUUCGGUAUACAUACAACGUGCACAUAUGAAGGAAGUUAUUUUUAUUUGUAAAAGCAGGCUUUAGAAUGCGCAAUGCUGUAAAACAAGCUUCAUUAUAGCGAACAAUAAUUUUCUGUUAUAAAACGCAUCAUUGAGUGUAAGAUAUAAUUCAAUAUAUAUAUAUAUGUAUAUGUA